CCGGUUUGGAUACUUCUAUUCUUUCUUUCAUUUCUAUAAAGCCGACCGGCUGAUACGGCUCAGAGAUGCAUUGGUUAAAAACUCGCUGCAGCAGCAGCUCGAGCAGCCACGCCUCUCCCUUCCCGGUGCUUGACGCUCCGGAGCGCUAGUUGUCUGUGAGAAGGUUUUUUUUGAAGGGACUAUUGAGGAAAAACACUCUAAUGGGUGAGCGGAAAAGAACGUGACAAGCGCUGCUGCACCUGUCCCUCUCCGUCUCGCGCGCCCCAAACUCGGCAGGCAAGCUCGCGCGGAAGGCGGGCGUUAUCCAGCCAGCGGCUCACAACACGGUCAGCCUGAACAUGACUUCGUCCUACGAUAUGGAUUUUCUACCCGAGAUAAUGCUGGAGGGGCGAUUGUUGAGCGCCGGAGAAAGGAUUAACGGUACAGCUGGGAAGAUGAACGGCGCCCUGGAGCACUCGGACCAGCCUGAUCCGGACGCCAUUAAGAUGUUUGUGGGUCAGAUCCCCCGCUCCUGGUCCGAGAAAGAGUUAAAGGAGCUUUUUGAGCCGUACGGUGCUGUCUACCAGAUCAACAUACUGCGAGAUCGUAGUCAGAACCCACCACAGAGCAAAGGGUGCUGUUUUGUCACAUUCUACACACGGAAAGCUGCCCUGGAGGCCCAGAAUGCACUGCACAACAUAAAGACCUUAACUGGGAUGCACCAUCCCAUACAGAUGAAGCCCGCAGACAGUGAGAAAUCAAAUGCGGUGGAGGAUAGAAAGCUGUUCAUCGGCAUGGUGUCGAAGAAAUGCAACGAGAACGACAUCCGGGUCAUGUUCUCUCCUUUCGGACAGAUCGAGGAGUGUCGCAUCUUGAGGGGACCAGACGGACUCAGCCGAGGAUGUGCGUUUGUCACAUUUUCUACCAGGGCUAUGGCACAGAAUGCAAUCAAAGCCAUGCAUCAGUCUCAAACCAUGGAGGGCUGCUCCUCCCCCAUGGUGGUGAAGUUUGCCGACACACAGAAGGAUAAGGAACAGCGGCGGCUGCAGCAGCAGUUGGCGCAGCAGAUGCAGCAGUUGAACAGUGCGUCUGCCUGGGGCAGCCUGACCGGCCUGACUGGCCUCACCCCGCAGUAUCUGGCAGUAAGAGGACACACCCACGCAGCCACGCCCACCAGCAGCACAGCCAGCGCAGCCGCCGCAUUGCUCCAACAAGCGACCUCCUCCAGUAAUCUAGGAGCGUUCAGUGGUAUUCAACAAAUGGCAGGUAUGAAUGCUCUGCAGUUGCAGAAUCUGGCCACUCUAGCAGCAGCAGCGGCUGCAGCACAGAGCUCAGCCAGCCCGUCCACCGCUAGCGCCCUGACCUCCAGCACAGGGUCCCUGGGAGCCCUGGCCAGCCCAGCAGGUUCCACAGCUAACUCCACCAUGGGUGCAAUGGGUUCCCUGGGUUCUCUGGGGACACUGCAGGGUCUGGCCGGGGCCACCGUGGGCCUCAAUAACAUAAAUGCACUAGCAGUUGCUCACAUGCUCUCAGGUAUGGCAGCUCUGAAUGGCGGGCUGGGCAGCACGGGCCUGAGUAACGGGUCGGCCGGGCCCAUGGACGCUCUCACACAGGCCUACUCAGGGAUCCAACAGUACGCGGCUGCCGCCCUGCCCACCCUCUACAGCCAGUCCCUACUGCAGCAACAGAGCGCUGCAGGCAGCCAGAAAGAGGGACCUGAAGGAGCCAACCUGUUCAUCUACCACCUGCCACAGGAGUUUGGGGACCAGGACAUCCUACAGAUGUUCAUGCCUUUCGGAAACGUGGUGUCUGCCAAAGUCUUUAUCGACAAACAGACCAAUCUGAGCAAGUGCUUCGGUUUCGUCAGUUAUGACAAUCCUGUGUCAGCGCAGGCCGCCAUUCAGGCGAUGAACGGGUUUCAAAUCGGCAUGAAGCGUCUCAAAGUCCAGCUCAAGCGCUCGAAGAACGACAGCAAACCGUACUGAUCUUAGCACUAGGGCCUCUCUCAUGUUACACUGCUAGGGUAAGUCCCCACUGCUGCCACGGUUACCAA
Messenger RNA from Sinocyclocheilus anshuiensis, 2032 nucleotides. RefSeq names its product cugbp, Elav-like family member 2 (gene celf2). The transcript is spliced from 13 exons. Gene Ontology annotation, molecular function: RNA binding. NCBI's taxonomy places the organism in Eukaryota, Metazoa, Chordata, Actinopteri, Cypriniformes, Cyprinidae. The coding region runs from base 339 to 1964 and encodes 541 amino acids. The record is from RefSeq and is a predicted model, not a curated record.